Molecule: messenger RNA, 2051 nt
Organism: Amphibalanus amphitrite
Lineage: Eukaryota; Metazoa; Arthropoda; Thecostraca; Balanomorpha; Balanidae
Product: vesicular glutamate transporter 1-like
Exons: 1
Coding region: 166-1674 (502 amino acids)
Biological process (GO): monoatomic anion transport; transmembrane transport
Cellular component (GO): membrane
Molecular function (GO): transmembrane transporter activity
Source: RefSeq, a predicted model, not a curated record
GCUCCGGAGAGGGGCCGAGGUGGUCCACACUGUGCGUGAGUCCUCUGGCGCCCGUCUGACGAGGAAGAUAACCGUCUGUCAGUCGGUCGACGGACGUCUCCGCUGCUACGACUCGCUGCAGCCAGUGUUUGAAGAAGGUGAGCCAGGCUCACCCCCGGCACCGCCAUGACGUCCUCGGUGCUUCGUGCGCUGCCCGUCCGCUAUGUGGUGGUGGGAAUGGCCUUCUUCGGCUUCAUCAUCAACUACAUGCUGCGCAACAACCUGAACCUGGCCAUUGUGGCGAUGGUGAACCACACGGCGGUCAACUCGUCCGACUCCAGCGGCCAGGAGGACGGCCCGUUCGUAUGGGACGAGAACAUCGUCGGCCAGAUUCUGGGCAGCUUCUACUACGGCUACAUCUGCACCCAGAUCGUGGGCGGACGUGCCGCCGAGCUCUCCAACGUCAAGUACAUCUACGGCGUGUCGCUGCUGCUGGCCGGUCUGCUGACCUUCCUGAUCCCGGCCGUGUCCUACUGGGACUACCGGGCGCUGCUCACCGUCCGCAUCGCCAUGGGGUUCGUGAUGGGCGUGGGCUUUCCCUCCGGGUACGCGCUGCUGCGCGCCUGGGCGCCGCCCAACGAGCGCAGCACCGUCAUCUCGCUGGCGCUCAGCGCGUGCAACAUCGGCACGGCCAUCACCAUGCCGCUGGCGUCCGCCAUCAUCAACGGCAUCAGCUGGGAAGCGGUGUUCUACAUCCAGGGCUCGUUCGCAGUCGUGUGGUUUCUGUUCUGGGUGCUGCUCGUGUACGACAACCCGCAGCAGCACCGCUUCAUCACAGCCGAGGAGCGCGACUUCAUCGUCAGCGCCAUCGGCCAAGAGGGCACCACGCGCCGGCUGCCGCUCCCCUGGAAGGAGGUGCUCACAUCGCCGCCCGUCUGGUCGCUCAUCGUCGCCAACUUCUGCAACAACUGGGGCUGGUACACGCUCCUCAACGAUCUGCCGCAGUACUUCAACAACAUCCUGAAGAAGGACAUCUCCUCGAACGCCAUUUUCACCUCGCUGCCGUUCCUGGUCACCUUCAUCUUCUCCAUAAUCUACAGCAGGUUCAGCGACUACCUGCGCAAGAAGGACCUGCUGAGCAUCACCAACAUCCGUCGGCUGGCGCAGUUCGUCUCGCAGGCGCUCGGCGCGGUGACGCUGAUCUGUAUCGCCUUCCUGGGCGAGUACGAGGCUGCCGUGGAGACGCUGCUGUUUGUCGGCAUCGGCCUGUUCGGCGCCGGCUACUCGGGCUGGCAGAGUGCCUCCAUGGACAUCGCGCCCAACUACUCGGGCACGCUGUACGGCAUCUCCAACACGUUCGGCAGCAUCCCCGGCUUCCUGGCGCCGCUGGUGGUCGGAGCGCUCACCGAGGGGCACGAGACCCUCGACCGCUGGCGCUGGUGCUUCCUCAUCCCGGCGGCGCUGAUGCUCUUCGACACGGUCGUCUUCUUCGUGUUCGGCAGCUCCGAAGAGCAGUCUUGGAACAGGAAGUAUUACGAUGAUGCCGACAAGGAUAGCCAUAUUGAGGAUGGUGCAGCUGUGAAAGACGGUGGGAUGAAAACAGGCCUAGAACUGAAGGAUGUAAACGCUGAAAACUCACAAGAACAGGGUGGACUGGAUAAUGCGGGGUAUGUGCCAGAUGUAAAAACGUCAUAAGACGACGAAUGAAUAGGAAUAUCAAAGAUGGGUGAUAUAAGUCGAAUUUAAGUAGGUGUAAUAUGUCCAUAAUGGACGCAGUGAACACCGCCUAGAGUACUAGAGUAGGACCCAUGCAUAUAAACGUACGUAUACCUAUCUAAUUUCAAGUGCACGUUUAUUUCGAGCUAUGCAAACAAUUUCACAAGCGCAUUUAUAGAUAGCUAGCAUUUAGCAAAUACAUUGAAUUAUGAAUAUCAUUGUGGCAUUGCAGCAUGUUUGUUUGUAAGGUUUCCAAUGUUCAUUGUUCAGUGCUAUAGACGUCUGUCUGUAUCCUCACAGUCACGGAUGAGUGGAGGCGAGAAAUACAAUGGAGAAGUAGCGAAACACUUAUAUAA